Messenger RNA from Penaeus chinensis, 550 nucleotides. RefSeq names its product cuticle protein AM1199-like. The record is from RefSeq and is a predicted model, not a curated record. Gene Ontology annotation, cellular component: chitin-based extracellular matrix. NCBI's taxonomy places the organism in Eukaryota, Metazoa, Arthropoda, Malacostraca, Decapoda, Penaeidae. Gene Ontology annotation, molecular function: structural constituent of chitin-based larval cuticle. Bases 4 to 414 code for a protein of 136 amino acids. The transcript is spliced from 4 exons.
CUCAUGACCCUCUUCUUCGGGUGUGUUGUCGCCGCCCCCCAGUUCACCCCCGCCCCCCCCGCCCCGACGCCCGUACCCAUUCUCAUGGACGAGAGGGACCCCAUUGACAACUAUGGGGGUUAUGGGUUCAGGUUCCGCACCGGUAACCGCAUCAACUUCUCCGAAUCCUCCGCUCCUUCUGGUCCCCUGAGGAAGAUCGUCACCAAAGGAUCCUAUUCCUUCCACCAUCCCGACGGAUCCCUCCAUCACCUCACCUACACUGCCGACGAGAAUGGAUACCGCCCCGUGUCUGACAUGAUCCCCACGCCCUACCCCCUCCUCCCCUGGCAGGUGGAACAGGUCCGCUUCGCCGAGAGAGAGCGCCGCCUGAAGGAGCUCGCCGACGCCCGCGCCGCACUCAAGGGCCGAAGAUAAAUCCUUUUUCCUCUUCAGAUCUUCUCUAAUUCAUAAAUAGUAUUUUUGAUAAAUAGUAUUCAUGUUUUGGAUAUUUAUUCAUAGCUUGUUAUGUAUAUAACAAACCUCCGACCAAAAUAAAAGCUAACAUCGCUUC